Molecule: messenger RNA, 960 nt
Organism: Emiliania huxleyi CCMP1516
Lineage: Eukaryota; Haptophyta; Isochrysidales; Noelaerhabdaceae
Exons: 4
Coding region: 1-960 (319 amino acids)
Molecular function (GO): indole-3-glycerol-phosphate synthase activity
Source: RefSeq, a predicted model, not a curated record
AUGGCCCGCUGCUUUCUUCUCACCGCCUUCGCGCUCGCUGGUGCGGCCUCGUACCAGACGCUGAGGGGCCCUGGCCCGCGCGUGGCGGAGGGCCUUCGCCGCCCCGCGCCGCUCCUCCGCGUUGAGCAGCACGAGAGUGCGGAGGAGGACGACGAUGCCGAGCUCGCACGAAUGGCGGGCGACUUUGCUCCCCCGUCGGCGGCCGUCAAGGACAAGCUGCACAAGGCCAUCAAGAAGCCAAAGGGCUCGAUGGCGCUCAUCGGGGAGGGCUCACCCCAGCUGUCGAGCGCCACCCUCGGCGGCUUCGACCUCAACGACCCGGCGUACCUCUCGGAGCAAUUCCGCAUCGGCGGCUGCUCUGGUGUGAGCGUGCGGUCCGGUGAGCGACAGCUGGCGGCGGAUGCGCUCAGGCGCACCUCGGAGGAGCAGCAGGUGGCGCAGGGCGAGUUCCCGGGCCCGCUGCCCGUGCUCGCACACCUCGACGUCGUGGACGAGGUACAGCUCGCCCAGGCGGCCGCCGACGGCGCCAGCGCCGCCACCCUCUCCCUGCAGCUCAACGGGGCAGAGGGCACGAAGGCUCUCAUGGAGGCGGCAGCGGGGUACGGGCUCGAGUCGGCGGUGCGCGUGGCGAACGCGGAGGAGGUGGCGACCGCCCUCUCGCUCGGCGCCAAGCUCCUCUGCAUAGGCGACUGCUCGCUGCCGCAGGCGGGAGAGCUGGUCGCCGAGCUGCCAAAGGACGUGCGCUCGAUCUGCGACGUGCGCGUGCGGGACGCACGCGACCUCGGGUUCGACGCGCUGAUCGUCUCGGACGCGCUGAUCGAGGUUUGCAUCCGCGACCGCGUGCCGCCCGACGCGGUGAUCAAGGCGAUGCUGGCCAAGGGGUCGGUCAAGUACGGGCUCGGGAUGCAAAAGGGUCGCCUCGAGGGCGCCAAGGAGCAGCUCGGCUCCCUCGCCAUGUGA